AUGUCGAGUUUUAAGCAAACGCCAUUAACCUGCAGUGGACACACCAGGCCUGUCGUACACUUGGAUUUCAGCGACAACACCGACUAUGGAUAUUUUUUAAUAUCUGCGUGCAAAGAUGGAAAACCCAUGUUGAGACAAGGAGAUACUGGUGAUUGGAUUGGUACAUUUGAAGGCCACAAAGGUGCCGUUUGGGGGGUAGCCUUGAACAAAGAAGCGACAGUAGCUGCAAGUGGUGCUGCAGAUUUUGAAGCUAAGAUUUGGGAUGCAAAAACUGGUGGUGAAGUACAAUCUUUUCAACAUAAACAUAUUGUAAAAAGUGUAAAUUUCUCAAGAGACAGUGUUUUCCUUGCAACUGGCUCUAAUGAAAAAUUGCUCAGAAUAUUUGAUCUCAACAAAUCAGCUGAAGCUGUUACUACAUUCAAUGGACAUACAUCGGGUAUAAAACAUGUUAUGUUCUUUCAAAAUGAUAGAAGAAUAAUUUCUUGUGCUGAUGACAAGACAGUUAGAAUCUGGGAUCCCCUGUCUGGACAAGAAAUUCACAAGAUGGAGUUUAAUGCUAUACCAACCAGUUUAGAAGUGUCUAGAGACGAAUCUAUUGUGACAAUAGCGCAUGGAAAUUGUGUCAGUUUUUGGAACGCUGAAAGUUUAUCAAAAGUCAAUGAAGUCACUGUACCAACACUUGUGAACACGGCAUCAUUGCACAGGGAUAAGACUAUGUUUGUGUGUGGGGGGGAAGAUCUUAAAAUGUAUAAAUUUGAUUAUACCACAGGAAAAGAAAUUGAAUCUUUCAAAGGUCAUUUUGGACCUGUACACUGUGUCCGUUUUUCACCUGAUGGUGAACUAUAUGCUUCUGGCUCUGAAGAUGGAACUCUACGUUUGUGGCAGACAACCAUUGGAAAGACAUAUGGCUUAUGGAAGUGUGUAGACAAAGUUAGCUCACCACAAGAUUUACACCAACAAGAAAUAACCGCCAUUUAAUGUUUUAAAUCAAAUGUAACAUACAUUUCAUCCAAAGCCAAUUUAUUUAUGUUAUUGAAAAUGUAAUUUUCAUUUAUAUAAAUCACUUUAUGAAUGACCAAAACAUUUCCAGUUAAAAAAAAAAAAAAAUUAUCAUUCUAAAAUCUAAUCAAUUAAUAUUUUCAAAUCAAUAGCAGUUGAUUAUAUUCUCAACUUUUAAUAAUUUAAAAAGAAUC
This is a messenger RNA of Melanaphis sacchari, 1193 nucleotides long. It is a transcript of the gene wmd, whose product is annotated as serine-threonine kinase receptor-associated protein. Gene Ontology annotation, molecular function: protein binding; RNA binding. The record is from RefSeq and is a predicted model, not a curated record. Gene Ontology annotation, biological process: spliceosomal snRNP assembly. Lineage: Eukaryota; Metazoa; Arthropoda; Insecta; Hemiptera; Aphididae. Gene Ontology annotation, cellular component: SMN complex. Bases 1 to 978 code for a protein of 325 amino acids. The transcript is spliced from 7 exons.